Myodes glareolus (Bank vole) is the source of this 5056-nucleotide messenger RNA. The record is from RefSeq and is a predicted model, not a curated record. Lineage: Eukaryota; Metazoa; Chordata; Mammalia; Rodentia; Cricetidae.
UGGAAAUGCAAUUCUUUAAAAAUAACUAUUUGUAGUCAAAUAGCAGGAAGCAGUUGCUAAUCCCCUGGGGGAAUAAUAGUUGGCCUCCCAUCUUCCCUUACUUAGACUUUUCACCUGUUAUACUCUGCUGUUUCUGGGGCAUGAGUGAGUAUGAGUUGGAACUGAUGGUCUGUUACUUAACCACCCUUUGGACUCUUAAAAUGCACUGAUAGUUUCUGCUUUGAUACAGUGUAUAGUAGAAUAUUUUCUACUGGAAAACUUGCAAGACUGUCACCAGGGUGGUAAUGGGACUAAACCCUCAAAAUCUAAGCAAAACAUCUAACAUGGUUGUUUUGUUGUAAUGAAAGCAUUAGGUUUCCACAUAUUGGUGGAAAGCUAUAACCACUUAAGUCCUAAUGUUGAGAUCUACUGUGCCAAAUAAGGAUGUUCUGUAUAUUCUGUUGCAUGCCUGUUCCAAUUGAAUUAUAAGGAGUUUUGCUUAAGUAUAGUGGCUUCCCUUAGAUGAGUCAUGCAAGUAUGAUAGCUAAUUCAAAGUGCAGUGGUUGCUGCUACUUUGUUGCCUUUUUCCCUGUCCUUAGUUCAUUAUAAUGAUCUUAAGCAUGGUUUUCUUCUAGUGUGUGUGCUACCUCAACUGAAAAGAAAACCAACUCAAUUCUUUUCUGUGUUUUGACUUAUAGUUAGAUGGUUAGCAUGUUAAUAACAAGUACUCAUAAUCAGUAGCAGACAACCAAUAAUUGCCUGCUCUGUGCAGAAUAUUGAAGGUUAUCAUCUUGAAAUAAUGACAACUUUUAUUCUGAGUGUUGUCAGGAAAAAAUUACUUAAAUGACCUUUCAUGAAGGGUGCAUGCUUUGUUGGUACACUUGAGCCUAUUGUCAGUGCUUUUUACUUGUGCUUCUUUCCUUGUUUCUGUAUCUUGCUAGGAAAAUACAAUUUUCAUUUAUAGCAGUUUGUUGCUUUGUAAAACUGUUAGAUAAUAAUGAAAUAAUGUCAGUUUUAUGUUACUACUCAAGCUUAAAGGGGAUUUGAAUUUCCAUAUGGUCCAAGUGGCUACACUUAAAGCGAAAAUGUUGAUGUUAGCAAAGUUUCCCAUCUUUUUUUUCCUUUUCAGAAGGUGUCUCCUAUGGACAUUGAGGGUGCUGCUGACAGGGAAAACAGGGCUGAAAUUGGGGGUUGGAAUUUUACUUGCAAUACUUGCAAUACAGGGAAGAUUACUUUGCCAAAGAACUAUAGAAAGAUUUAACUUCUGACAUUGAGUUUGUGAGGCUUAAUUAAAUUUAGAUGUAUUUUUGCUUUUUAGGAUUAGGGUGCCUAACACAAACUAAAAGCUCUUUAGGACUGUGUAUUAUGAGCUACUAUAAGGAAAGAUUUAAUACUUCUGAGAUGCUGUUCUCAAUAUAGGAGGAGCUACAGGCUGCUUGAGAUUUUAUUUUUGAACUUGACCUGUUUCUUAUAUGUUGGUUGUCAUUAGUUAAAAAUGACUAAGAUUUGAGGACUUUUUUGGGGGAGAAUUUCUGUCAUUGUUGAUGCUUUUUGGCAUUGGCCAUCCAUAGUAUAGUUCUUUUUGUAGAGUUCUAUAUGGCUUUGUCUGUCACUCAGAGUUGAAUUUGAAAUAUUACUUGUAAAGGACUUUUCUGGCUGGUUUUAUAGAAUUGUUUGUGCAUUAAGGUUUACGAUUAGUGUAGAGCUUUGUAUUUAGCUAAUCACUGGAUUUCAUUUCUUCACACAAAAUCUUCUCACCUUUAUAGAUAUUCUACAUAACUGGAAGGAUUUAACAAAGGAUUAGCUGGCAAAGUUUUUAAAGGUAGUUUUUUUGUGGGUUCUUUCCCAGCCACCAGCUAACUAGCAACAGUGCCAGUAUACAGGCAAAGGAGAUCUUUUGUGUUUCCACUCAUUUUUAAUCCAAGAAAUUGUUGCUCAAAAAGUACAUGUGGGACAAAGCCUAUUAGAUUUGGAGACUGAGUUAAAAAAAAAAGUCUCGAAUGUUCCAAGCCAUCUGUUGAGACACCUUAGUCUACUAGACUUUCAAGAAAAGAAACUUUCCUCAUCUAAUUUCCCAUUCUAGAAAUUUCUGUUCUCUUAGCAGACAGAUAGCUGAGACAUCCCAGUUUGGGAUAAAACUUUGGUUAAAAAGAAGCAACAGUCCUUUUUGAGGAUUUAUGUAUAUGGUACUCUAUUUUGUUUUUGUUAAAGCUUCUAAUUGUUCUGUAAGGUAGUCUUACAGAAUUUGAAAAAAUGCAUUUUUAUUAACUUUCUAGUCCCUUGCUUCUGUUUUCUCUUGUAGAUUAGCCUUUCCCUAUAGUAAAGAUGACAAAAACUACACUGUAAGUUUUUGGUUUUGGCCAAGAAGAAAGUGAGGUAUAAAUUGCCUUGCUGAACAUUUUGCUUGAACAUUAGAUACUGAAAUCCAAUGACUGGUUAGUUGGGGUAGUCUCUCCCCACCACGAGCAGUGAAUUCUAAACUGUAUUGUGGUAUUAAAGGCAGCUGAGUCACACGUGGCUUAUUUUAAUCUUAGCUAUUCCUUGGGGGAUGAAGUUCUGGUAGAGAGGUAAGUUAUCUGUCACAUGUUAAAUCACAGCCAUGCUUUAGUGUGUCCUUGUAGUAAUUUUCUAGAUUAUUUGGGGUCUGGAAAGCUGCUCAUUCUUGCAGUUGUCUUCAUCUGUUUACUUGAGGUUCCCUCCCUUCUGUUGUCUAUGAGAUGCAUAUUUUUGUGUUCUGAGCAUUGAGGAGGAAUGCUCUAAAUUGUCUUCCUUAUUCUGUAUGUAAAUCAUAGUCUGGAUUCUAAAAUAGUUGGAAAUGAUUUUUGAGAUACAUUGUCCUUUUAGCUUUGCUUUCUUUUUAGUGGUUGUAGCUGUAUCUUAAGAACAAUUGACUCGACUAUGCCUUUCAUUUUUGUCUUAAAAGGUUUUGUCAUAGUGAAAGCUUAGUUGUCUGGGGAAUGAGCACUGGCUCUUCCCAUUUAAUAAACGGAGUCCAUGGUAUUUGCCUAGGCAUCUACAGAAAUUUUCCUGAGCUGGGAGUUCCUGAUUUUAUCUUUGUUUUUAAUGUGCCUUUUACAUAUUGUUUCUGCUUUUUCUUGGUCUCCUGUUUGAUUUUGCCUUGGCUCUUGCCAGUGUAGCCAAGAAAGCUGUGGAUCUUUGGCACCUUUUCUGCUCUUAGUAAUUUGUUGUCGCUUUUGUUCUUAGUUCCUUUUGUUUGCUCUUGAGUUUUGUAAGAGGUCUCAACAUACAUUAAAAACUAUCUUAGCCAUUUUCUGUCCAUUAGCUAGUCUUUUAGAUUUUUUCCUACCUUCCAAGCUUGAAACACAAGAUUAUCCUUAACUAUUUUAUUUUUGUCCCUCAUUCAACAAACCGUAACUUGAAGUUAAAUAAAUUUUUUGGGGUUUUGUUUUGAUUGUUGCUUGACUGGAGUAGACUAGUUUUCAUAGUUAACUAAAGUUCUUUCCCACUCUAUGUAGUAAAAUUCCCAAAUGUAAUACUUGGGUAGUUCUUUAAACAAUCUGACUUUGACACCUUUUAGGGGAGUGGAGUUAGAUAAUUCUUGUGGAAGAACUAAUUGAUGUAAGUUGAAGCAAUGAAACUAUUAUACCAGGUAUACUCAAUUCCUGCCAUCACAUAUGUUUUCUUAUCUUUGGAAGAGGAUUGGUCUCCUUGGCCAUUUAUCUCACAGAAGCUUAUUUAUUUUUAAAGCUUCUCAAAAAAGUAUACAAAUUAAAACUUUUGACAUCUGCGUGUAGGAAUCCCGUUCUGCUUCCAGAAGUGGAAGUGCUCACGGAUCGGGGAAAUCUGCACGGCACACACCUGCAAGAUCUCGCUCCAAGGAAGAUUCAAGGCGUUCUAGAUCAAAGUCACGGUCCAGAUCUGAAUCCAGGUCUAGAUCCAGAAGAAGUUCUAGAAGGCAUUAUACAAGGUCACGAUCACGAUCCCGCUCCCAUAGACGAUCUCGGAGCAGGUCUUACAGCCGAGAUUAUCGCAGGCGGCACAGCCACAGCCAUUCUCCCAUGUCCACUCGAAGACGUCAUGUUGGGAAUCGGGCAAAUCCUGACCCCAACUGUUGUCUUGGGGUGUUCGGAUUGAGCUUAUACACCACAGAAAGAGACCUAAGAGAAGUGUUCUCUAAAUAUGGCCCCAUUGCUGAUGUGUCUAUUGUGUAUGACCAGCAGUCUAGACGCUCAAGAGGAUUUGCCUUUGUAUAUUUUGAAAAUGUAGAUGAUGCCAAGGAAGCUAAAGAACGUGCCAAUGGAAUGGAGCUUGAUGGACGUCGAAUUAGGGUCGAUUUCUCUAUAACAAAAAGGCCCCAUACCCCAACACCAGGAAUUUACAUGGGGAGACCUACUUAUGGCAGCUCACGCCGCCGCGAUUAUUAUGACAGAGGAUAUGAUCGGGGUUAUGAUGACCGGGACUAUUACAGCAGGUCAUACAGAGGAGGUGGUGGAGGGGGAGGCGGAUGGAGAGCUGCUCAAGACCGCGAUCAAAUUUACAGAAGACGGUCACCCUCUCCUUACUACAGCCGUGGAGGAUACAGGUCACGUUCCCGAUCACGGUCAUACUCUCCUCGUCGCUAUUAAAGCAUGAAGUUGAAAACUUUCUGAAACCUGCCAUAGAGCUGGGAUAUUGUUUGUGGACAAUAUUUUCUAUUGUCUCCUGUUUAAAAAGUGAACAGUGCCUAGUGAAGUUAGGUGACUUUUACACCUUUUAUGAUGACUACUUUUGGUGGAGUUGAAAUGCUGUUUUCAUUCUGCAUUUGUGUAGUUCGGUGCUUUGUUCAAAGUUAAGUGUUUUCAGAAAAGUAUGUUUUGCAUGUAUUUUUUUACAGUCCAAAUUUUGACUGCUGAGAAGUUUCUAUUGUACAAAACUUCAUUUAAAAGGUUUUUCUACUGAAUCCAGGGUAUUCUGAAGAUCGAAGCCUGUGUGUAAAAUGCUACCAAAUGGCAAAAAGCAACAAUAAACAAGUUUGAUUUUUACUUUUCUUUCUAAAUAUCAAUGCUUAACCAUUCUUAAGUUUCCAGUAAAAUAUUUUAAAAUAAAGAUACUUGUUUUCUUUCGGGAGUCCAUGAAA